AUGAUUAUUCCUACAUAAGACUUACCUUUUAAUUCCUUAUAAUAGGUAUGAUUUAUAGUAUAAUAGUAAGUUGGGAUAAAGAGAUAUAAAUCAAGAUGUAUUUGAUUUAAUAUAUUGGGUUUAAUAAGAAAUAUUAAGUCCUGAAUUGUUACCAUAUUUUGAUGUUUCUAAAAUAUAGGAUACUCUAAAAGGGUAGUUGGAAUCAAUCUAAGAAUUAAAGAAAGAUUUAUCUAAACAUAAUAAAUAAAGAGAUACUCAAUAUUUAACAUUACAUGUAAUUGAAUUAGAGAGGAUCUAAUAUUUUUAUCAAUAAUAUUUAAGAACAAGAAUGUAAAAAUUGAUCUCAAAUGCAUUCUAUUAUUAUAAUAAUAUUGGAGAAUAUUAAAUAAGUUUGAAAGAGAACGAAUUCUUGAGAACAUUGGUUGAAAAAUAAGCAGAUUAUUUAUUCACAAAUUGCUUAUAAUUUUAUCAGAAAACUUAGAGAAACUUUGGAGUAAAGUUGGAUAAUCAAAAUUAAUCACAAUAUAGUUAAUAGGAUGAUAAAAUUAGUAAAAUCAAGUUCGAUGUUAUAUAGAUGUGUAAAAGCCAGAUAUAAAUUAAUAUGUAGUAAUUCAUGUAAAUACAUCAAGAACUAUACAUAUUGGGUCAAUGUAAUUGAUUAAUAAUAUUUAAAAGAGCAUUGAGUGAAAAUGAUAGUGCCUUAGUUUCAUAUGAUGAUAUAAAGUAGUUAUCAUACGUUAUUAUUAGAUUCAUGGUACCAAUUAAGAGUGUGACAUUGAUUUGA
Molecule: messenger RNA, 784 nt
Organism: Paramecium pentaurelia
Lineage: Eukaryota; Ciliophora; Oligohymenophorea; Peniculida; Parameciidae
Source: the annotation of a GenBank genome assembly